Molecule: messenger RNA, 1593 nt
Organism: Phascolarctos cinereus (koala)
Lineage: Eukaryota; Metazoa; Chordata; Mammalia; Diprotodontia; Phascolarctidae
Gene: SAP25
Product: Sin3A associated protein 25
Biological process (GO): regulation of DNA-templated transcription
Cellular component (GO): cytoplasm; nucleus
Source: RefSeq, a predicted model, not a curated record
UCUUUAACUUCUCGUCUCUACGUCUUCUCGGUGGGUUUCUCCAGUACUCAUCUCUGCCCCGCCUCUCUUUUUCUUACCCACCUCAGCGGUUGCCCCACCUCCCAUCAGUGACAUGUGACUAUUCCCUCGGGGGGUUCCCAGGUGGUAAAAGGGCUAACUUCUUGGUUCUGGCCUCUGGCCAGUCGCUCUUCCCUGGCCCUCUUUGCGGCUCUUUGGCUUCUCACCUUUUUUGGAGUCCCGGGGUGGGGUGGGGCCGUCCCUUGCGGGGUUAGCGCCUCCUCAGCACUUUUCGGUUUGAGGGGGGAAGGAGGGACCUCGGGACCCGGCCGGCACCCUCAUCCUCUUCCUUUCCCAGGUAAGACUUGUUGGGUCUUUGAGCUAGUCCUGGCCGGGGUCUGGGAGACCCAUGUGGUGGGACCAACCAGGGAGGGAGAGGGAUUGGUGCCCCAAGACUCCAGUUAAGUUUGGCUUAGGAAGCAGAACCGGGGUCUCUGGUCUGAGGGAAACGGUGGGAACCAAGUACCCAGAAAGCUGGAGGAAAGAAGGAAGGCUGGGGGGGAAAAAAAUUAGGAAGCAGGCCUCCUGAGUGUCUACAGGGUGAAGAGGAGGUAGUCUUGUGCGCUCCUCCCGACCUAGCAUGAUCCACUGCCUUCCUCCUGGGGAGGAGAGGAAGAUCUGGAUAAAGACCCAUGUGACCAAGAAGAGAACUGUGGCUCUGGAGAAGAGUCUGGAUGACACAGAGAUCCCUCGACCACACAGCCCCCAGCCUGGGUCCUCUCCAGCCCCUCAGCUCCAUGGGGGCCAAAUUCAGCCACCAAAUGCCAUGCUUCACUUUGGUCAGCUGCUUCUGGGGGAUCAGACCCCAGUUGUCACCCAGAGUCUCAAAGAGAGGAGCCAGCCAGCUCCCUGGGAGCCUGGCUAUGAAAGGACAGGGAAUUCUGGAUCUGGUAACUCAAUCUCCUUCAGAACCAUCUGGCAUCCAUCCUUCUGUGCCUUGUUUGAUGCCCGGGACCAUGACACCCAAUCCUUAGCUCCACCUGAAGUAGAGGGGAAUAGGGAGAGCUCCCAGAGUGAUAAAGGUUUCCCAGAUCUCUGCUCAGAAGAUUUUUUUUUCUCUGACCCUCUCUUGCCUUCCAUUACUCAGAUUCCGAUUGGCCUGUCCCAACCACCCCAACAGAUUCUGAGGAGGUCUAGGCAGCUUCUUGCCCCACCCCCCAUAAUGUCAGUCUGGACACAGCCAACCCCUGCCCGAAUCUUAACUUGGAUGUGUGGUCCAGAGAUAACACCUGUUACCUGCCUACUUGAGAUGAGCCAAGGAGACACCGAGUCUACCCCCACUCCAAAGUCCUCCCUAGUCCCACCCACUCCGUAGCCCAAUGAGGCAAAGGUGGAUUAUGUCAUCUCAUCCCCAUCCUAUCCCUCUCUGCAAUACUCCUUGAGAGCUGAUGAAGGCUACCUCUUCCCCUUCAUCUCUUGUUGCUGUUAUUGUAUUGGGAGAGAAUAACAGGGCUCUCUCUUUUUCUCUCCCCCCCCCCUUUUGCUGUAUUUAGUGUAUUGCUGUGGGGCUGAAUAAAGUGGGUAAUGUGUACUCAA